Molecule: messenger RNA, 1542 nt
Organism: Closterium sp. Yama58-4
Lineage: Eukaryota; Viridiplantae; Streptophyta; Zygnematophyceae; Desmidiales; Closteriaceae
Source: the annotation of a GenBank genome assembly
AUGCUACCGUUCGUGGCGCUAACCCACGAUAUCUCCGCCUCCGUCGCCUCCAUCCUCCUCUCGCCCUCCUCGCGCUCCAUCCAUCCGCACCUCUUUCAGGCUUGGAAUUUCACCCCCAGCCCGCGCGCGCCCAGCCCUCCCCCCUCCGCGCAUCCCGAGCAGCCGCUUGAUUACGGCUGCUUUUUUUCCACCCCGCCCAUUUCCCUCGCUCCACCUGCUCUCCCCGUCAUCCCCGGGAUUGCGUACACCUCCACCGCCGCCAAAACCGCCGCCAGCCCCAACACCUGCAUUAGCGCUUUACCUGCUCCCCCUUCCGCGACCGACCUUGCGCAAUCGAAAAAGGACCAGCAACCUCUGCGGGCGGAAGGGAACUGCUGGGAAGCGGAUGGUUACGGAAGGUUGGGACAGCAGCAGCAGCAGCAACAGCAGCAGGAGCAGCAGCAGCAGGAGGAGGUCUUAACUCAGGUGGUGAAGCAGCCGCUACAGCGGAGCCUCAGUCCCUCACGCGAACGGCGGAAGAGCGUGCUGCGCGGCAGCGGAGAUGGCGGAAGCCCCUCCGCGCGACCGUUCUCCGGUGCGACCGAGAGCUCGGGUCACAGUAAGCUUCACGCACCCGGUGUGACAGUAUCGGGGCUUCGACAUUCGCCCUCACGUGGCGAGCUUCGCACCGCUGACGCAGGCUCGUUUAUGGAGCAACUCGCGUCGUUCUUUACUUCUCGGACCAAAAGAGGCGUCGCUGUCGCGCCCGACGUCCCCGCCUGCGAUCGCGCUGCAAGCCGCGCUCCGAAAUGCGCCGCGAAGCCGCCCCGCCCGCCGUCCAGCCAGUCGCUGCUCCCCGCGCCCGCCACGCGAAGCAGCGCAAACCCCUGGCUGCGCGGCCACUUCGGGCGGAAGGGCCACGACCGGCGGCAGAGCAAGAGCAGCAGGAGUCGCAGGGGCGUGUGCGGCGGAAGCAAGAGCGGGCAGGCGGGUGAGGGAGCGGAAGGGGUGAUGCUGCCGAUGCUGGUGCUACUAGUAGGUCUCUUCUUCGUGCUCACGUUCGUGCAGCAUAUUUUCAGCCCGGAACAAUCGGCGCUAUUUGCGGCGGACGAAGCGCGCGCGCGUUCGGGCAGCGGAUACAGCGUCCAGCCGUGGGAUACCCGCGGAAAUGGGAGCAGCCGUAGUAAUAGCGGCGGGUUGGAGACUGAGUCACAAGCAGGCACUAGUCGAAGUCCCAACGGAGGUAGUAGCGCGAGUGAAGCUCGGACUAGUACGGUUGUCGCCGGUGCUGCUGGUGCGCCGCGCUCAGGCCAGAACCGCAAACUUGGGCGCGCGCCUGUGGCAGCGCCAGAUGCGGCGAGUGGGAUCAAGACGGAAGGAGCGGGCGUGCAAGGCAGGGACGGGGAAGUGUCGGGAGCAGUGGAAGACGAGAGGGGCACAGUGAGUCUGGGGGAGUUGGGGAGCAUAGAGGCGGAGGGAAUGGAAGAAAGGGGGGCUGCUGCUGGUUUGGCGGGAAUGGCGCGGCCUUGGGGACUGUCCGUGUGGCAGAUGAGGAGGCGUUGA